GUAUGUGUGUGCGUGUGUGUGUGUGCUCGUGCGCAUACAGAAAGCUCCCCCUCAGCUCGCCUGCUCCUCUCGCGCUCUGCUCCGUCUGUACAGGCGCAGUGUGUGCAGCAGCAGCAGCGUGUGCAGCUCGCAGCUCGGGCUGGCCUCCCUCCCUCCCUCUCCGCGCACUGAAUGGACUAGAUUCCCAGCCACGUAAGAAGCACAGCGGCACCACGGGAGAGAGGAUGUCCUGCUGAAUCAAGGGGAUAGGCCUGGGAAAGUCGGCCGGCCGUCCCUUUUCCUUUCCUUUCUCUUCCAGCAGCAGCAGACAUAACGACACUGACGGACACUUUUCCUCCUUAUUUGGACAGAAAGAGAGAAGACGUCGACUCCCGCAUACAAAGAGCCACAGCAGUCUUUCCGGAUGGGGGUUUCUGCUCCUGUGGUAGAUGACAAUCACCGUGCAUGGAUAUGAUCCUGGGGAACAAGGCCGUGCACUGACCUGGUUAUAGUUAGCCAAUGAUGCUAACUAGUUAGCUCUGCACCUGCUAGCCAUCAUUUGUCCGAGAUAUUUUGGCGAAAUUAACUCGCUUUAUUUACAUAACUUUGAGCUUUCCGUGCCUGCAAGCUGAAUCCGACAAUUUGUUUCCAUUUAAUGAAACGUGCCAUACUUAAAAACCGGCAAGAUAAGCUAGCACACAGCUGCGGGAUAACUAGCACUCUCCAUUCAUUGUAAAAAUCGGACUUUUUUGUAGCAUUUGUUCCAGUUUUGUUGCACUUGAACGCACCACCGACGUUAAUGAGAUUGCAGCGAGUCUGUGCGAAAGGUUUUCAGUCGACGUGGGGCAGUAAAUCUCUCAAUUUAACCCGACCUUAUCUCCUGAAUGGAAAACAAAGGGGGUCAAAUGUACAGCUGAACUCUGCAAAGAGAAAAUUACAGACCUCCAUUUGAGGCCGAUUUGCUUGUUGAUUCCCAUCGAUUUAAAACUCAAUUAAGGUUAUUUGACAACCUGUGAUUUUGCACUGUGGUGCCCUUAUCGAAGAGGAGGAGAAGACCGAGCUUUUGUGGAGUUAUCUCACUUAUUCCUCAUGAACAUACAGAGGUCAAAUCCUAUUAACAUUUCACGUUAUGGGAGAUCACGGCACAAAUCACACGAUUUUGAAGAAUUAUCUUGUUUGAGGACUACAGAGUCGCAUCAGAGUUUCAGUCCAAACCUCGGGUCCCCCAGCCCGCCGGAGACCCCGGACUCCUCUCACUGUAUCUCCCGCAUCGGGGACUACCUUUUGUUGGAACCACUGGAGGGAGACCACGUUUUCAGAGCCGCCCACCUGCACAGCGGGGAAGAGCUCGUAUGUAAGGUGAGUAGGCAGCGUGAUCGAUCAAACCUACCUUCGUGCUCCCACAAUAGCCUCUGUACUUAUUUGAUGUACACCAAAAGCAGCAUUUACAAGAGAGUGCAAUGUUCCUACACACUCUGAACCUUUCCUUUCAUUGAUACAUAACACUUGAUGCUUUUACGCACGAAAUCCAAAGCUUUUACGCACUAAAUCCAAUGCUUUUACGCACAUGGAUACUUAAAUCUUUGGGGUUUUUUUUGCUUUUGAAUAUUUGCUUGAAUUAAUACAUAACACUUGAUGCUUUUACGCACAAAAUCCAACGUUUUACGCACUAAAUCCAACGCUUUUACGCACAAGGGAUACUUAAAUCGUUGGUUUCUUUAAGCUUGGCUUUUGCAGGGAGUCCACAGCUCCCCGCUUUUGAAUAAUUGUUUGAAUUGUAAAUAGAGAGCUGGCACAGCAGCCUAAUGGAAAAAGUGAAUGGGGCGAGCUGCGUGGUUUGGAUUGCAUGAUGUAACGCUGACAAAGGAGUGAGUAACCACGCACACACAUUGUGCUAUUCUCGCUUACCCGUGGCUUCUCGCUUUCCUUGCAUGUGCCUUUUUAACAGUAUUAUUUCACUCGUGGUUGUCAAUAUGGUGCAAAAAAAAAAAAAGAGAAUCAUUUUUUGCACAUUUCAGGACAGCUGUUUUUCGAUAGCAGUUGUGUGAAAAAAGGAGCACACAGUGGGGCCGAGGGAAUUGCACAAGUUUAACCAGCUGUGACAUUGGCACCGGCUCUGACCCCACUCACCAUAAAAAUGACACCACUUCUCCCUAAAAGUCUAAAACCUAGAACACAUAACCUUCACUCACCUCAUUUAUAGGCCAUAUUGACUUUCCUAUAUGGUGGAUUAUAAGGCCAGUGGGGUCGUCCCUGAGGUACAUUCCAGCUGUAAGCAGGCUUAAGUGGCUGUGUGAAUUGAGAGGAUAGUUACAUGUACCACUGGGCUUAUAAGACAUGACAUAUCCAAUAACCAGUACCUUUUGACUCCGGAUAAUGUUUCGUCAUGGCAAUAACAAAUUAAUGGCCUUUUGGCUCUGCCUGUAGAGACUGCCUUUUGACCUCAUCUGCUUUGUGCCACUUUCAAUACAGCACAAAUCAAUCAACACUUCCGUGACUGAUCAUUACGGCCAUUCUUUGGUGGAUUACUGCCGAGCUGGGAGUCUAUGUAACAGUGAGGGGUGUAUUCAUAUUGACUGCAAGCAGAGGAGCCCUCUCACCUGAACUGGUUCUGCUGAAAGUCAAUUGGGGGGUGGUUACUAUGGAAACAAAAGAGACACUGCAACCUGGGGCUACCAUACAGUACUCCUCACUAACUGCUGCUUUGGUUUUCUCUUGAGUAAGGUUGAUUUUUGGUGGCACAAAAAAUGUGGCACAGUUACAAAACAGCCGAGUUUAAAUAUAGUUGUUUGUCCUGAAAUGCACACCAUCAAAACAAAUGUUCUCCUAUGAUUGCAGGUGUUCGAAAUAGGCCGAUACCAGGAGUCACUGGCGGCCUACUUCGCCCUGGGUCAGCACCAACAUAUUAACCAAAUCCUGGAGAUUUUGCUCGGGGAGACGCGAGCCUAUGUGUUCUUCGAGAGGAGCUAUGGCGACAUGCACUCAUUCGUCCGCACCUGCAAGAAGUUGCGGGAGGACGAGGCAGCCAGACUCUUCUAUCAGAUAGCCUCGGCUGUGGCACAUUGCCACGACAACGGACUAGUCCUCCGUGAUCUGAAACUGAGGAAGUUUGUCUUCAAGAACGAGGAUAGGUGAGUUUUGCAAAAGCCACAGAGUCACUGAGCAUGUUACCGCUAAUUUUCUGUUUCAUCUGUGCAUUUUGUUUGAGUCAUUAUCAUCUGUGUUAUAACUCGGCUUGCAUCAGUGACAACAGGCACUGACAUGCGUCUCCCAGAUGUUACGCAGAGUGUAGGAAACCUGAACCCCGUGUGUCUCCCUGUUUCUCUUUUUGUGCACGAGGUUAAAAUAUGGAUGUGACUCAUGUUUACAGUAUUUUCAGCAUAAUCAGGCACAGAAGAGUCCAGGACUGCUUCUUACGUGAUUAAGGCAAGCUUUGCUCAGGCUGCACUCCUGCAGUGAUCAGCAUAGGAAAUCUGUAGACUCACAUUUAUGCAAUGCAAGUUUACUGACCCCUGGUGGCAUCAUUGGGUAACUACGUUAAAAUACAGGCACCUGAUGCCCCUGGCAACUCAGAGCACUUUUUAAACAAUUAAGAUAUGUGUUAAUUUUUUAAUUGAUAGAUAUUCAUUCUCUAGACAUUUUCUGCACUUUUUAAAAAAACAAACACUCACGCUGCAGCUUUAGAGAGAGACCUCUUGACAGUUUAAAGCUCUCUAUCUUUGAGCGUGAUGUCAUUCUUUGGCUCUUACUUUGGAAAAGAGAAGUUGAGCUGCCUCACAUAUUCAGUACCAGUUCACCGACCUUGAAUGCUACACCAGGCGUCUGCUGGGAUGCCCAGCCACCCACUCCCAUUAAAUGAUUGAUGCCGGGGUGAAUUUUUAGAGUGAUCAUGCAGGACAGUGUGAGGUUGCACUGACCAUACAAUCCGUCAAGAAUCCCCUUACGUCUUUUUUAGCGCACCUGGCAACAGAGUUGGAGUUGGAGGCGAGGUUUGAAUAGAGACAUGAAACACAAGGAUCUGAUCUGGCCUGAGCCCAAGUUUGAGACAAAAAGUUGUUGUGUCUGCAAGCAGGAGGGGAAAAAAAACAAGAUUAGGCUUUAUAUUCAACCUGAGCAGGCUUCUCUUGGAUCUGUUUGCUCCCUGACUUCCACAGUUGCUGAAACAGGUCCUGUUUUCUUCUACCGCCAGACUCAUGACACAUUUGGGGAUUUGUGCCUCAUAAAAAUGGGCUAAGUCUCUCUUUUUUUUGUUGUUUUGCUAAGCCCUCUAAAGAGUAAUUGCAUGUUUGCACAUGUGCUCCGAAUAUGCUCAGAUCCUGAAACACUUUAUUUGUAAAAAAAAAAAAAACACAUGGCAUUUAAUCUUCCAAUGGAACAAUGGGUAUUUGGCUCUGGAAAACAAUAGAACUUACUGAUUUUGCAAAAUGUACAAAGGCUUUACUUCUGAUCAAUGAAAGCAAAUCAAAAAUUUAAACAAAGACCCAUAUAGCUGGCUCAUGUGGAAGUGUGUGCAUGCGCUCUUAAAUAUGUCAUUCAUAGUUGAAAGAUCCUAUCACGUGCUCCGGCUUUUUGUUUGCGACAUCAAGUCUCAUUGUCCUCGCGCACAGAUGGCAGCGUUUGCACAACCACACAUCUUUUUCCACGAACGCACAAAACGCUCUUACCUGAGGCCUCUCGAGAUUCUUUUGUGACGAUUCAUCUCAGCUGCCAGGCAUCAUGAUCGCUCCUCAAGCGUAGCAACAUCGCUGGGGUUCAGAGGAGAGAGUGAAUGGAUGUUUUUUUUUUUUUUGACAGGAAAGAACAGGAGACAGAAAUCCAAAAGGUCCUUGAGUCUUUUUGAGCAAAACAGCCGAUCAGCUGCCCCCUAGUUGUGUCUUUUGAACAGUGGAGGUCUUUUGUAAAAGCUUUUUGCAAGUUGGUGCUUUUAUCACAGUGAAAGGAAAUGUCAAACUUAAGCUCAGAGCAUUAUGUGCUCCACUUCCUCUGAUAUCCGAAAGCGAUGGAUCUAAAACACUCAGGAUGUCCCUCAGAGCAAAUUACACCACUCAAGCGUCUUGUGUAUCGAGUUUUUUUGUCCGUUGGCAUCCAAAGAUCAGAACUAUGAUGUCCAUCUUCCUUGGUUCUCUGUGUCCUCUGCUUUGUAAAACAGUAUCAUCAUUUUCAAUGUGUCUGUCCCCUUUUCUUCUGUGUUGUCAGGAGUCUUGUAAAGUUGGAGAGCCUUGAGGACACUUAUAUCCUGGACGGUCAUGAUGACUCCCUGUCAGACAAACAUGGCUGCCCCGCGUAUGUCAGCCCUGAGAUCCUCAAUGCCAACGGCAGCUAUUCGGGGAAGGCAGCUGAUGUCUGGAGCUUGGGCGUAAUGCUUUAUACAAUCCUUGUGGGGCGCUACCCUUUCCAUGACGUUGAGCCCGGCUCUCUGUUCAGUAAAAUCCGCAGGGGCCACUUCAACAUACCUGAAACACUCACACCCAAGGCCAAGUGCCUGAUCCGCUCCAUCCUCCGCCGGGAACCCGCAGAGCGCCUCACCUCUCGGGAGAUUUUGGAGCACCCCUGGUUCGCCUCAUCCGGGGCGCUAGGGGGAGCUGCGGCGCACGGCAGAGGAGAACGAGAGCAGGAGCAGAUGGUGCCUGAGGUAAACAUGGAAGAAGAGCUGGAACAGUUCUUCAGCUGAGCAAACAGCAAGCACAAACGGACGACUCUGCCACGGUCGGCUCGCCACGUUCACAGUAGAGCCAAAAACAGUAGUUUAGAGAUUAAUAGGUGAACAUUUGUCACUCAUAAUAAAGGUGUUUCCAUCCUGUUUCCUUUUCCACCAUUUCAUGGAAAACCUUGAGCCUGGCAUGACAAAUGGCAUCUCUACGUCACCUGGCAAGGCACCUCCCGGUCUGGGAAGUUGUUGCCAGACAUGCAAGUUGCAAACAAUGUAGCAAAAUGUUCUUUUUUCUUUUUUUUUUUGGAUCUGUUUUGGUUUAAUGUGGUGCUCACAAAGGUAGAUGCAUUCACCAUUUUUGACACUAUGGAAAGCAUGAAGGGACAUUAGCAAAACAGGAAACUAAGGAGAACAGUUCAAAACAAAAAAACUGACAAACUGCAACACCACACCUUACUUCGAUUUACUUUGUCCCGGCUUGAGGUGCUUACAAUUCGAAAACCACAGACCCACAGUCAGACAUAACAACCACAAGUUCUUAUGUUGAACAAAUACAAGGUGGUUAUUAUCCCUGACCUGGGAUUGGUGGUUGGCAAACGGAGCAGCUUUGGCAUUUUUUUCUUUUCAUUAUCAUCAACAACAUGGUUGACCUCGUCUUUGUUUUGUAUUUUGUCCUCAUUCGUCUGUUUUGUUAUUCGUAAUAAUGCUGACAUCGUCACUAAACCCCCUUGACGGCCUUGUUUUCAGUAAUUUGUAUGUUUCUGCAUUCUCGUCUCUUUUCACUCUUUUUUUUUUUCCCCCCACCCUCCUUUGUUUAAGCUAUUCCACUCUGUUUUUACUGCUGCUUUAAAAUCACUCCCUACACCUCAAUAUUAAACUGGUUUUUUUUUUCUUGGUAAGCCUCCAAACAUGGCAUCAUGCACUUGAUGUGUUGGGUGAAUGGACAAUUCCACCUUUUAAAAAAUUAGCUUCCUCUUAUUUAAAUUCACUCUUCGGUUGUAGGAAAGAGAACGUAACAUUUAUUUAAAUUGUAACAGCUAUAUAUAUAAAUCUAAAAAAAUAUAUAUAAAUAAAUAUAUAUUUAAAACUACAUUGCAGGGUUUUUCUUUUUUCAGAGAUUCCUUUUUCAUGUAUGAUGUAGGCAAUAUCCUGACACAGGACAGGCACAAAGGAAAAUGUCUGUCUGAAGUUUUAGUAUACACGAUAUCUUUUUGUGCCAGUAUUCUGGUGCCCCGACAAGCCCCAUGCCACCCGGUCUCCCUCGUUUCCUUUUUCAAAACUUGAUAUGAGAUAUUCAGUGAUAGUAUUGCUAUGACAUGCUCACACCAGGACCUCAUGUUAGUUUUUUACUGCCUGCGUAGGUUCUGUGAAACGAUCACACUCGGAAUGGGUACCAGUGGACAUGUUUUGUCGUAUCUCAAUGUUACUUGAAUUUGUGUUUUUAAUCUAGUCAAUGGCAUGUGCCCCAUGAAUGCUAUAGCCUGCCUAGCAGGGUGGGGAGGGAGGGGUGGGAGGGUUGGGUGCUUGUUUUUUAAGAAAACGUUAAAACCAUGAAAAUUCUCACUUUGCUACUUUUCUGAGUUGCUUUUCAUUAAAUAAAACAACUAUUGCUUUUUAUUGUUUUUGUAGACUGAGCUACCUUUUAUUUAAGUUGGUGCUGAUUUGGUGCUAAUGUUUAGUCCUUUUUGUUUCAUGGAGGGGGGUGGUGCAUGGUGGGAUAUCUGCCUCAGAUGUUCUGAUUGUAUCGUAACAGAUUCUGGUGUUUUGUCCAAAUUUAUUCAGUAAAUAAAUUGUGAACUGCUA
Molecule: messenger RNA, 7432 nt
Organism: Xyrichtys novacula (pearly razorfish)
Lineage: Eukaryota; Metazoa; Chordata; Actinopteri; Labriformes; Labridae
Source: the annotation of a GenBank genome assembly